GAAUGAUGCUUGAAGUUGACUUUGACUCCGUCCCGUUAUUGAUUUACAUUUUACUAACCAGUUAGGCGCUAAAUUCUUUCAACGACUUUAAGCCGCAUUGUAUGAAACCGGUGUAUACCUAACUGUAGAGAAUCAUUUCUCCAUCACGUCCACACGUUUUCUCCCAACAAGAAAUUUGUAGUCGUCUUUUUCUUCUCUUCUCACCUAAAAAAAAAAAGAAAAAAAAACAAAUUGAAUAUUCUCUCUCACGCAGAUACACACACUACUGAAUUAUGUCUUCGGCGGGAAUCUUCGGCGGCGGCGGCGGCGCCACCACCCGCGAUCCAAAGCAAUACUUCUGCUAUCAGUGCGAGCGCAACGUCACCAUCGGACCUCCGCCGUCACCGACCGCCGAAAUCUUUUGCCCCGAUUGCCACGGCGGAUUUCUAGAAGAAUCUGACACCGCACCUUCCUCAAACCCUACUGACGCACUUCCUAACCCCUUCUUCGACGAUAGCUUCCCUACCUCCGCCGCCUACGGUGCUCCCCCUGUGAUCUUCUCUUCUUCCUCCGCCGCUCCCGGCGGCACAUCGUUUUCGUUCUCCUCGGGAGGCGGAGCCGGUGGAUUUGACGAUCUUUCCGCGCUUUUCGGCGGCACGCAAUCCCCCAAUGAAUUCAAUCCCCUUGCCUUUCUCACGAAUUACGUCAACAGUCUUCAGUCAAGGGGGGCGAACAUUCAGCUAGUAUUUCAAUCAUCGGGCGGCGGCGGCGGAAUUGGCGGCGGUGGAGCCGAAUUCAGGCUUCCCACUAACUUGGGGGAUUAUUUUGUCGGACCUGGUUUGGAGCAAUUGAUUCAGCAGCUAGCGGAGAACGAUCCAAAUCGAUACGGGACACCACCUGCAUCCAAAUCUGUGGUGGAAGGAUUACCAGAUAUAACGAUCACACAAGAAAUGCUGACUUCAGAUUCAUCACAGUGCGCAGUGUGUAAAGAUAGCUUCGAGUUAAACGAGGCGGCAAAGCAGAUACCUUGCAAGCAUUUAUACCAUAAAGAUUGUAUAGUGCCGUGGCUCGAGCUGCACAAUUCUUGCCCCGUUUGUAGAUACGAGUUGCCCACUGACGAUCCAGAGUAUGAAAACCGAAGGACGAGAGAGAAUGAGAACAGCAGUCAGAGCAGUAAUAUCAGUAAUUCGAGUUUGGAGGCUUUAGACGGUGAUAACAGUAGUAACAACGGUGAACAAACUCCAAUGGCGGCGGCAGAAAGGCGGUUUAGGAUAUCUCUGCCAUGGCCUUUUAGAGGUUUCGGUUCUACAGCUGAGGCGAGCAGCAGUGGGGAAGGGGCCGGAAAUAAUGGAGGGAAUAACAACACCAACAACCGUAACAGUGGAAGAGGGCAGGCGAGAGAGGAUGACCUCAACUGAUGGGCGCUGGGGAUAAGUGUUUAUAAAGAUGCAACUAAGCUGAACAGAAAGGAUACUUACGGAUUCAGAUGAACUAAUCGAUGUAGCAAUUGUAGUGGUAGCUCAUGAAUAAAACUAUGUAGAGUCUGCUAUUUCAAUCAAAUGACAAAACAUACUAAAUUGCCCUGGCAGAGUUUCUGCUCCAAGAUUGUGUGGAUUUAGUAUACAUGUCUUAUUUGUCGCAAUUUGACGUUACCAAACUUGUUAAAUCAAGAAAACAGUGUCCGUAAAACGUUACAUGUAAAUUAUUUUAUGGAUUUUCAUACAUUGUAUUCAGCUUAUAUGUUACGUGAUGCAGAGUGCGAGUGC
Messenger RNA from Erythranthe guttata (spotted monkey flower), 1745 nucleotides. RefSeq names its product E3 ubiquitin-protein ligase RING1. The record is from RefSeq and is a predicted model, not a curated record. Lineage: Eukaryota; Viridiplantae; Streptophyta; Magnoliopsida; Lamiales; Phrymaceae. Gene Ontology annotation, cellular component: cytoplasm. Gene Ontology annotation, molecular function: ubiquitin protein ligase activity. Gene Ontology annotation, biological process: protein ubiquitination.